This is a messenger RNA of Pyricularia grisea, 1357 nucleotides long. RefSeq lists its product as uncharacterized. Gene Ontology annotation, cellular component: cis-Golgi network; endoplasmic reticulum; membrane. The record is from RefSeq and is a predicted model, not a curated record. The transcript is spliced from 4 exons. Lineage: Eukaryota; Fungi; Ascomycota; Sordariomycetes; Magnaporthales; Pyriculariaceae. Bases 250 to 894 code for a protein of 214 amino acids. Gene Ontology annotation, biological process: endoplasmic reticulum to Golgi vesicle-mediated transport; protein retention in ER lumen. Gene Ontology annotation, molecular function: ER lumen protein retrieval receptor activity.
AGAAGCUUGUCGCGUUCGUGUCCUCUUCCUUAGAAAGUGCCGGGCAGGGACUCUGUUUAAACAACAUCCAAGCUUCGAUCUUGCAAACGACCCGGAAAUACGAUAACAUUCAACCUUCCGACAUUCAUUCCAGGGGGAAAACAAAAAACCCAAUUCAAUUGAUGCGAUACCGCUGAGGAUAGGCCAGUCCAAACCCGAAGUGAUUUCGACUUUGUUCCGCUGCUAAGCGCAGCAACACCACUGCCCAGCAUGCUCAACCUCUUCAGAGUCUUAGGGGAUUUCUCCCAUUUGGGGUCAAUCAUGAUCCUGAUGCAUAAGAUGACGCAGCUCAAUAGCUGCGCUGGUAUCUCAUUCAAGUCACAAUGCCUGUACCUGCUUGUCUACAUUACAAGAUAUCUCGACCUCUUUUCAACAUCCAGCGUCUACAACGUCAUCUUUAAGAUCCUCUUUAUUGGCUCCCAAAGCUACAUCAUCUACUUGAUGGCCACGGCUUACAAGCCUACCAACGAUCCCAAUGUCGACACUUUCCGCGUGCAAUACCUCCUCGGCGGCGCCUUCGUGAUGGCGAUCGUUUUCCCCUAUGAGUUCUCCAUGUGGGAGAUCCUCUGGGCCUUCAGCAUCUGGCUCGAAUCUGUUGCUAUCCUUCCUCAGCUGUUCAUGCUGCAGCGCACCGGUGAGGCCGAGACGAUCACAACACACUACCUGUUCGCUCUGGGACUGUACCGCGCCCUCUACAUUCCCAACUGGAUCUGGAGAUACUUCACCGAGCCCAAUCACAGCGUCGACUACAUCGCCGUCGUGGCGGGUAUCAUCCAAACGAUUCUGUACAGUGACUUCUUCUGGAUAUACUACCAGAAGGUGUGGAAGGGCCAAAAGUUCAAGCUGCCUGUAUAAUUUGGGUAUGACAAAUCAUCUAGGUGAGGCGUCAGUAGGCUGAUUCGGCAUAUCUCGUCGGACAAAUCCGUGGCUGAGUGGGAUGGCCUAGCUCGUCACCGGUUUUGCCAACAACUUUGAUAAGUGUUUGGGGAAUUUUCUUUUGUUUCUUAGACCGCGUGUGCGUGUCGUACGAGAUGUACAAUAGACCGAGAAGAAUUGCGUGGCAUCCAUGAUCAACGCAGCAAGGAUCAAGAUUUGAAGAGUCGAGCGCAACUAAAGGGAAUUUUCGUAUAAAUGGCGUUUGUGGAAAGGGACAGAUUACUGGGCACAGCUGCGCCACAUUCUUUGCUACCAAUGGCAGGUUAAAAGAUCUGGGGAAUUUUCUAUUUUAGUUUGGCACAUAGUCUGAUGUUAUUGACAAGCAGCUUUCUGUUAUGGUUUUUUUUUUUUUUUUUUUUUUUUCACCACGCCACGAGGCCAG